AUGGCGCCGCACCGAGAGCAGGAAAUGGAAAAAAAAACAAAGUCGUUGACUGGUGAGAAAGUCAGCACCGGGGUUGGAGCUGACGUACCCUCUGAUAGUGACGUCAACAACAGGGACGGAGCUGACGUACCCUCUGAUAGUGACGUCAGCAACAGGGACGGAGCUGACGUACCCUCUGAUAGUGACGUCAACAACAGGGACGGAGCUGAUGUACCCUCUGAUAGUGACGUCAACAACAGGGACGGAGCUGAUGUACCCUCUGAUAGUGACGUCAACAACAGGGACGGAGCUGACGUACCCUCUGAUAGUGACGUCAACAACAGGGACGGAGCUGACGUAUCCUCUGAUAGUGACGUCAACAACAGGGACGGAGUUGACGUACCCUCUGAUAGUGACGUCAACAACAGGGACGGAGUUGACGUACCCUCUGAUAGUGACGUCAACAACUGGGACGGAGCUGACGUACCCUCUGAUCGUGACGUCAGCAACAGGGACGGAGCUGAUGUACCUCCGAUAGUGACGUCAGCACCAUAG
This is a messenger RNA of Homarus americanus (American lobster), 534 nucleotides long. RefSeq lists its product as uncharacterized. Lineage: Eukaryota; Metazoa; Arthropoda; Malacostraca; Decapoda; Nephropidae. The record is from RefSeq and is a predicted model, not a curated record. Bases 1 to 534 code for a protein of 177 amino acids. The transcript has a single exon.